Messenger RNA from Vicugna pacos (alpaca), 2118 nucleotides. RefSeq names its product solute carrier family 15 member 5 (gene SLC15A5). Gene Ontology annotation, cellular component: membrane. Gene Ontology annotation, molecular function: transmembrane transporter activity. The record is from RefSeq and is a predicted model, not a curated record. Lineage: Eukaryota; Metazoa; Chordata; Mammalia; Artiodactyla; Camelidae. Gene Ontology annotation, biological process: transmembrane transport.
UCACCAAGUUCAAACCACUAACGUAAGUAGUAUUCAAGGAGGGUAGUCAUGUCGGCUGUAGGCUUUAAAAAGACUGAUGAGAGGGAACCCUUAACUCAGAGCAUUGAGAAGGAGAAAACUGUAAGACAUACCGGAGAUUUCUCCUCAUCACACUCUGUGAGAAAAAUUCAGGUUGGAAUCUGUUUGCUUCUGGUGGAGCUGUGUGAAAGGUUCACCUUUUUCGAAGUCGUCUGCAAUAUGAUCCCCUUUUGCACCGUCAAGCUUGGCUACCGCAAUGACCAGGCCGCCAUUUUGAACUUGUGUUUUAUUGGAACUUCAGUCCUUACCCCUGUGUUUGCAGGAUGGCUUGCUGAUGUCUGCCUAGGAAGAAACAAACUGGUACAGAUUUGCUUAUUUCUGCAUUUUCUAGGCACCGCCUUGUUGUCUGUGGCCGCUUUCCCCCUGGGCGAUUUCUAUGUAGGCGCUCACCACGUGAUCAACAACAUACCGGAAACGGAGCGGAAGAGGCUGUUUUACGCAGCACUGUCGGCCAUCUGCCUCGGCACAGGAGGGGUCAGAGCCAUCGUCUGCCCCCUGGGCGCCUACGGCCUUCAGGAGUGUGGGUCCCAGAAACGAGUGUCUUUGUUUAACUGGUUUUACUGGAUCAUGAACCUAAAUGCAACUAUUGUCUUUCUGGGAAUAUCUUAUAUCCAGCACUCAGGGACCUCGGCCCUGGUUUUACUCAUUCCUUUUAUGUCUACACUUAUGGCUCUGAUAACUUUCCAUAUGAUGCGCUAUAACCUGAUCUAUCAGCCAGAAAAAUGCUGCUCCCUCCUGACACCAUUUGGGGUGUUUGCUAACGCCCUGAAAACGUGCUGUCUGCGACGCUGCCAUCCCAGCGGAGGUGUGAGCAGUUGGUUAGACCACGCCAAGGCGAAACACGGCGGCCGCUACAGUGAGCUCCAUGUGGAGGACUCAAAAUUUUUCUUCACCCUUCUCCCUCUCUUCAUUUUUCAGCUCCUCUACAGAACGUGCAUUAUGCAGAUUCCUUCAGGAUAUUAUCUGCAGACCAUGAAUUCCAACCUGAACCGUGGGUCUGCUCUGCCAGUUGCAGCAAUGAAUGUCGUCAGCAUCCUACCGCUAUUAAUUCUGGCUCCUUUCAUGGACUAUUUCAGCACCUGCCUGUUUCCCUCUAAGAGAGAGGGACCAUUUCUGUCGGCAUGCAUUAUCGCUGGAAAUCUUUCUGCUGCAUUGUCUGUGACGGUAGCUGGCUUCUUUGAAAUGCACAGAAAGCACUUCCCUGCCAUGGAACAGCCCCUUUCUGGCAAAGCUCUCACCGUUUCCUCCAUGCCCUGUUUCCACCUGGUUCUUCAAUACAUUUUACUCGGAGUGGCUGAAACCCUCGUCAACCCAGCCCUCUCUGCAAUACCAUGCAGAUUUGUUCCAAGAACCAUCAGAGGAACCUUCAUGAAUUUUUUGACACUGCUCAAUGGAUUUGGUUGUUUCCUGGGGGCACUGCUGGUGGAGCUGGUAUACCUCAUCUCAGAAGGCAAUUGGUUUCCAAACACAUUAAACAAAGGCAAUUUAGAAAGCUUCUUCUUCUUCUUGGCAUCAUUAACGUUGUUGAACGUCCUGGGAUUCUGGAGUGUUUCACAAAGAUAUUGUAAUCUAAAUCAUUUUAACGCCCAGAACAUCAGUGGAAGUAAUCUUGAAGAAACACUUCCCCUCCAUGAAAAGUCUCUGAAAUUUUAUGGCAGUACACAGGAAUUUUCUUCAAGUAUUGAUCUUUGGGAAACAGCCCUAUGAAACUCCAUUUGACUCAACCUGUCUUACGAGCAAAGUAUGCACUGUUUUCUUCAGUUGGACACUACGCAUUUUAGUUUAAGAGUUAGUAUGUGUGGGAGUGGCCUGAUGGGCAUUAUCUGUGCCCUUUACUUGCAAAGACUAAUUAUGUCUCCUCCAGUAAACUAUUAUGCUUUUGCAUAUGUUAUGCAACUGAAUUAAUAAAGUAAUUUCAAAGUCUAAGUGAUCACUCCGUGACAACAAAAAAUAACGUUUCCUAUACAUCACAAUAUUUUAUAACUUUUUACAAUGGUUCAGCCAUUAAAAGCAACAUAUAAAUGAAUGUAAAUACAAAAC